Cyclocybe aegerita is the source of this 1209-nucleotide messenger RNA. NCBI's taxonomy places the organism in Eukaryota, Fungi, Basidiomycota, Agaricomycetes, Agaricales, Hemipholiotaceae. The record is from the annotation of a GenBank genome assembly.
UGUCGUUCUACGAGGCAUUCCUGGACGACAAUGAUUCCUCGGCAGUCAUAUAUUCCGAUGGGUGGAAUGUUAUGACCCAGGACGGUAGCUGGACUGGAUCGAUGCACCAGACGGCCAGAAUUGGCUCAUAUGUAAGGAUUCGAUUCACAGGUUCGGCCGUCUCCAUUAUAUGUACCAUACCCACAGGCUCGCAGGGCGAGCGCGUUCUCGCGUCCGUCAGCAUCGACGGAGGUCUGCCUGUCAAUGUAUCGGCCACAUGCACUCCUCCAGUCCAGUGGAAUUAUCGGCUCUUCACCGCCGAAUCGCUCCCGUAUGGGUCCCACCUUCUGGUCAUGACCAACACCGGGAACGAGAACUACCUAAGGGUGGAUCGUGUUGACUACGAUCCCACGGACAGGUAUUCUCCUAAGACGUCGUCUACUCAAGCUCCACCUCCGCCAGCUACAUCUGUUGUAGUCGUUACAGCCUCGCCUGUAGCUAGAAACACCCCCGCGCACACCAUCUCCUCAACGAUUUCUCUUCCUGGUUCAAUUGGUCUUUUGGCACAGAAUAUAUCUGCCACCUCCGAUGUUGUGCCUAGUACCAGUACAACUGACAGCGCAUACGAGAACUCGAUUACAAGCUCUCCGACAGCGACAGCGAUUACAGCUAACGACAUUGUGGGUGCUGGGUCCCACUCAUCGCCUUCCACGGUAGCUAUUGUCGGAGGUGUUCUUGGUGGUCUUUUGACUCUCGUUAUUUUGGGCAUCAUCGCAUAUUUUCUUCGUCGCCGUCAGAAGGAGCGAUCGCGCCGCCUCCAAGACAUGGAUCUGACCCAGGAAUCUUACCCCCAUAGAUGACCAGAGAUCGAAGUCGUCACCACCGCUACCCCUUUUGUGCUAUAUCCACUUCUCACUCAGCCAUCGGUAGAGUCCUUUAGCAGACCUUCGACGCGUCACCUGCACAUGCCCAUCACGGAUGAAAAGGGAGAUCGAGGACUUGGCCGGCGCUGGUCCAUCGGCAGCAGCCAGGUUUCAGCCUCAGUCUCGGGACAUUCGACAUCCCAAGCGGCUCUCAUAGACAUAUCUUCAUCUACACAUAAUAUCUCUCCUACUCGUUCAGACCAUGCGCCUCUUACGCCUCUCAGAAAGGGGAUGAGCGCAAGUGCCUACCCACAACUAACGUACCACGAGGCUCCUCCAGCGUACCAUGGCGGUGGGUCGGCGUAGG